CCACGCUACCUCCAUCCAUGUAAUAUUCAUUCAGACAGGGUAUUUACACCAGUUAAGUGUCUUUCUCGAGGGUAGCAGACAGCUGAGUGCUAUAAAAAUCGGAUAACGGUGGGAAAAAGGUACCAGCAGGGGAACCAAGAUAGGGUAAAAGAGCGGAGGAAAAAAAGUGAAGAUAAAAAUCCCAAAAAGUAGAAGGAUGCUGAGUAAAAUGUGAGUUUUUAAAUAAACUUUCCAUGAGUUAAAGUGGCUUCAUAAACAUCAUUGGAAUGGGAUUGAUUGUGGGACUUGACAGGAUGAGAUGAAAAUAGAUAAGCUGCAGUAUUGCAUAUUCAAAGUUCUCUUGCCACCAUUUCUCACUCCUGUGUUUACUACUGAAAAACACAGAGAUUAGGGUGACACAAGAGAAGAUGUGAAUGAAACAAUAAGAGAGGCUUGAGGAGAGAAAUACACCUCUCAAACCCCUUUAAAUGUACCUGGAAUUUGUAUUCAGCACCUUCGAGUGUGUGCCAUUCACAGCCUUCAACAUGUACCAUAGUCCAUCAAUACACACCUCACCCUGUCAGUUCCCAGCUCUAAGUGCUUCCCAAGACCCGUGCUGUACACAAUCAGGUUGUGAGGAUAGACAGGGUUAACCUCUGUAUUUGUGUGAAACAUAAACCCCUUUAUCCUUCCCUCUCUCUUUGUACUGUAUACAUUCUCAAAUUGAAAGAUUGAAUGACUGAUUGAAUCAAAGAAUGAAUAGGCUCUUGAACAGAGGCUUCUUAUUUUUUGCACCUGUCUGUCUCUUUCAUGUCACUCAAAACAGAAAGCCCCAUCACUGCAGAGAAUAUUGAUUUGCCGGUGUGUUUUGGUCAUGUUCUUUUUUUUCCACACAUUGAGGCAGGUUCUGUUUAGCGAUCAGACCAAUCUACUGCACAGGGAGCAGUCCAUCGUUGGAGAGGAGGGGAGAGGGCUUGAAGGCAACAUAUUUCCCCCUCUUCUUUAUCCUCCCCCUUCAUAAACCAACAUAUGUGCAGGCAGGGGGAGGUGAAUGCAGAGGUUGUACGUGUGUGUAUGUCUGAGAUUGUGCGUAUGUGAACACGCGUGAGGAGGGCACAGCCAAUCAGAGCAUCACCAGGUACCUCCCCCCCCUCGUGCCUUUGUUUGGUCUGCUCCAUCUCCCCCCUCAGUGGUUUCUGCUGCAGUAUAAGUCACAGCCUGCGCCGUUCUCUCUGACAUACACACACACGCACACUCACACACACACCGAUGGAGACAGAUAUGCACACACACGCAAACGAGUGCAAAUCCUCUUACAACUCGCUAGUGCCCAGAGCAGAUUAAGGGGCUGCACAUCUCAAAUUGUAUUCCAAAUGUGCCACCUUUGCAUGGGUCUCCUUCCUCUUCUUCUUGCACUUUCUCCUCUUCCUCCUGUACCACAACGGGACUUCUGCUCUGCACCUGCUUCUGCUGCUUCUUCCUCCUCCGCUCCAUCUUCAACCUCUGGCAACUGGCCCAUUUGCCUCUGCAGCUGAGAUGACCAGGCAGCCAGCCUGAGGCAGAGGGAAGAAACUGCCAGGCUCACACAGACACAGAGGUAAAGACAGAGAGGGGGGAACCCGAGGGGAAGAAAGAGGCUGAAAAGGUAGGAAGUGAAGGAUUCAUUCUGAUCUGAGGGCGCCUCUGGAGAAGGAAGGCAGGCAAAGAGUUGGGUCAGUACGGCCAGGUUCGGAGAAUUGGAGGUGGAGGAGGAAGAGGGGGAGGAGGGGGGACUAGAAGAGGAGAGAGCUUCAGCGCAGAGAGGAGAGGAAAGAAGUGAGGAAAAAGAGCUGAACGUUGAUCAUGAAGGCUCUGUUGCUGCUGGUCCUGCCCUGGCUCAGCCCGGCCAACUACACAGACAAUUUGGGCAACCUGCACAUCCUCUAUUCUGAGCUGUGUAAAGGGGCCUCUCACUAUGGGCUCUCAGCAGACAGGAAGCGGCGCUCGCAGGAGGGCGAGUGCACCGACAGCACGUCAGAACUCACCAUCGCCACGCUGCCAAAUGACGGCCCGACCUCCGCCGCCGUGGCCCUCCUCUCUGACGAGCCUGGUCUGGUCAACCCCGCCUUUGAUCCCAGCAUGGAGGACAACAGUCAAUCAGGCAGCACAACCAGCCUGGCCGCCCGCAGUAGCAGCAAGAAGAGUGAGUUCAGAAACUUUGAUCGUUCUUCAGUGAGGAGCCGUUCCUUCAGGAGGUUGAACCGGGCAUUCAGUGUCCUGCGGAGAACUAAGAGCGGGAACGCAGUGAGCAAUGAGACAUCUGAGGAGAGAGAUAAUGCCAGGAACUCCAACGUGCCACAGGAAGUGCUGCCUCUUCCUCAGCUGCAUCACCUGAUCCCUGACGAUGAACUCACCAGUAUUAAGAUCACAAGGGUGGAUCCUUCAGACCCGCUUGCAAUCAGCGUUGUCGGUGGCAAUGAGACGCCCUUGGUUCGCGUCCUCAUUCAGGAUAUAUACAGAGAAGGUGUCAUUGCUCGAGAUGGACGCUUGCUGCCCGGGGACAUGAUCCUGAAGGUGAACGGCAUUGACAUCAGCAAUGUACCCCACUGCUACGCCGUGGCAACGCUCAAACAGCCCUGCCAGCUCCUCCGGCUUACAGUGCUCAGAGAACAGCGCCAUCGCUACCGCUCACAUUCGCACAGCCACCCACAUGGCCACGGGCACGGCCAUGAUGUCGCCGGGGGCCACCUAUCACACGGUGUAUCCCACCAUCCCUUGAGGGACGAUAGCAUCCAUGUGGUCCUGAAUAAAUCUGUUCCAGAUGAGCAGCUGGGUAUUAAGCUAGUGAGGCGGCCGGAAGAGCACGGCGUCUUCAUCUUUCACCUACUGGAGGGCGGCCUGGCAGCACGUGACGGACAGUUGUGCGUUGGUGACCGCGUGCUGGCCAUUAAUGGGCAUGAUCUACGUUACGGAGCUCCAGAACAUGCUGCUCUGCUUAUCCAGGCAAGCGAGGAGGGUGUCCACUUCAUCGUGUCUCGUCAGAUUUGCCUGCCUACCCCGGAUAUCUUACAAGAAGCUCCGUGGGGUAUGGACGGCCCUCCACCAUAUUCCCCUGUGGAUAUAGAGCAAACACUACUGGAUUCUUGUCAGAAGCCUGCAUGCUAUGAGAAGACCGUAACACUGACCAAGGAGCCGUAUGACUCCCUGGGUAUGACGGUGGCAGGUGGCAUGUCCAGCCGAGGUUGGGACCUCCCCAUUUACGUCACAAAUGUGGACUCUGAUGGAGUGGUGGGACAGGAGGGCUCCAUCCGCAAAGGUGACAUCUUGUUAAACGUGAACGGUGUGGACUUGACGGGGGUGACGCGAGGCGAAGCAGUGGCCAACUUGAAGAACACCUCCUCCCCCGUUGUGCUCAAGGUCUUGGAGAUGCGUCCUCCAGAAGACAGCAUGCAGGAGUGCGCGAUGCCACCCUGUCUCACACCUUCACCCACUGACAGCACCAAGAGCCCGGUUCCCAAUGAUGAUUACUCACCAAUCUGGGUGUCAUGGCUGCAGCUACCCAGGCAUUUCUACUGCUGCAAAGACAUUGUGCUGCGACGGAGCACUUCAGGCAGCUUGGGCUUCAGUAUCGUGGGAGGUCAGGAGGAGGUCAACUGCAAUCAAUCCUUUUUUAUCCGAUCCAUCGUGGAGGGGACCCCAGCCUACAAUGAUGGCAGGAUAAGGUGUGGGGACAUCUUGCUGGAGGUGAACAGAACGACUACAUGGGGGAUGACCCACACAGCCUUGGUACGCCUUUUAAAGGAGCUGCGGGGCAGAAUCACCCUGACCAUCGUCUCCUGGCCGGGCAGUCUGCUGUAGUGGUGCUAAGUCUUCAGUGGCACGGACCAAGGAAUGUGGACUUCAGAGCUUUAGACUGGCUGACCACCCUAAGCUUGCUAAGUGGGAGAAGCUUAGAAUAGUGCUAUAGCUGUAUGGAUAUCUAACUUCUGAUGGACAGCUGAGACUUUGCCAGGAGUUUGGAGAGGGACAAACAUGAGACUGGAUUGUAACACCCCCCCCCCCCCCCCCCCCCCAAGAAUGCUGAACAGGGAGGAUCCAGGUCUGAGCCACUUCAGACUAUAAUGGUGGUGUUGUCUGUUUAGAGCAAAUGUCUCUGGUGUAGCAUACAGUGAGUCUGGUGGGUGGCUCCAGGGGAGACACAACACGUUGCCAAUUCCAGUAGUUAUAUAUUAGAGGUAUGCGUUAAGUUGGACUCACAUUUCUCUACUGUAAAUGUUGGGUGUCUAAAAAAAGUACUGAUCCAAGCACUUGUAAUACGUUUCUUUUGUUUGUUUGUGGUAUGGCCUUUUAAUAUCGGCUCCAUUCUGUUUGUACUGACAGUGGUUGUCAUUUUCAUCUGUUGACCUGAUGACACGUUGCCAAGUAGUAGUCUGUGUUGAGGUUUUUUUUAUAUUAUUUCAGAAGUUAUGGCUUGAUUAUCCAACCACUGGAAAUAAAAAGAAUAUAUUAAGAAAAUGAAAAUAUCAAUGUGUUCAUAACAUGUUAAAACAUAAUAUUUAAUUAGGUGACAUUAUGGAGGCCUUACAAAUUUUCUUACUUUUAAGAAAAAAAAACUGACUUGGUUUCUGUGUAUCAGUGGAUGGUCUGAGGCCCAUCUACUGUGGUUCUAUCUGUCACGCUUCGGCCUGUGUAGUAUAUCUGAUGGUACAUUUGGUUAAAUGAUCAAUAAAGUCAUUUGAAAAUGAAA
Eleginops maclovinus (Patagonian blennie) is the source of this 4705-nucleotide messenger RNA. RefSeq names its product ligand of numb-protein X 1 (gene lnx1). The transcript has 10 exons. Gene Ontology annotation, molecular function: protein binding; ubiquitin-protein transferase activity. The record is from RefSeq and is a predicted model, not a curated record. Gene Ontology annotation, cellular component: cytoplasm. Bases 1822 to 3816 code for a protein of 664 amino acids. Gene Ontology annotation, biological process: ubiquitin-dependent protein catabolic process. Lineage: Eukaryota; Metazoa; Chordata; Actinopteri; Perciformes; Eleginopidae.